Procambarus clarkii (red swamp crayfish) is the source of this 2350-nucleotide messenger RNA. Lineage: Eukaryota; Metazoa; Arthropoda; Malacostraca; Decapoda; Cambaridae. The record is from RefSeq and is a predicted model, not a curated record.
GCAAGGACAUCGUGCUGUAGCUGCCUCUCGCUCACUACAACAACAAACAUCAUGUCGAAUCAGCUGGUAUAAUGGCCAUCCAUUACUCGUCUCUGUCGCCCCCCAACCAAUAACAACUCGUCUCCGGAUUGGCAUUCCUGCCUGCCUGCUCAUCUCCAUCAUCUGCGGUUAAUAUAUGCAAAUGGAACGUCCACGACGAAAUACUCGCCUACCUGGUGCUCUGAGUGAUUAUUUAACUACAAGUGAAGCAGAGAAAAAAACUCUGACUGUAAAUGAAAAAGAUGUUUGUGAAGAUCACAAAAAACAAGCUGUGAAGGAUGAUGUAAUUCAGACAGACUUGGAAAAAAAACUUCUGUCACAACCAUACAAGUGUGGAAAAUGUAAAGCCUGUUAUAGAAGUAAAGUGGCACUUCUUCGUCAUGCAGUUAAACACAGUGGUGACAAGCCCUUUGUCUGCUGUGAGUGUGGGAAGGGACUCUCAAGUCAGUGCUCCCUCUCAGAGCAUAUGAAUAUUCACACAAACAAUAGACCUCACAGAUGUGAUGAAUGUGGCUUAGAGAGUCGUCAGCUGAGUGUUCACUUGAGACAUCUCCUGACUCACCAGUCCCAUCCAGAACAUUUGUACAGUUGCUCACUUUGUGCAAAGACUUUCAAGCAAAAUGAGUAUCUACGAAAACAUAUGCGCAAGCACACAGGAGAAAAACCAUUUGUCUGUGGAGAAUGUGGAAAAUCAUUUACAUGCAAGAGUGAAUUGAACCGCCAUAACAAACGACAUUCUUCUGAAAGGCCGCACAAGUGUUCAGAUUGUGGCCAAAGUUUUAAAAUGAGGCAUAAUCUUCGCAAACAUCUCAAAGCUCAUUCGGGUACACAGCAGUGGAGAUGCCUACUAUGCUCAUCAGUUUUCUCCAAGUCAAAAUUACUGGAGGCACAUAGAAAAACACACCUAGAAACAGUUCAGCACCUUCAAGUCAAUAGACCUGACGAUAACAUACUUAUUGUCUCAGCUGAAGGGGACGAUCGAAGAAAGCUACCGACUGUUCAUAAUGUUCUACUUCCCAAGGAUAAUGUGGACAUCAGCAAAUCUGAUAUAAAUGUUCAGAAAAAACUUUUAAGAAUAAAUGACACAACUCUGCCACUUGAACUUAUCCUGAAGUCUGUAGGAAGAGGCAGUGCUAUUAAAAUAAAAAUUAUUGAUAAACCUGCACAUCCCAGAGCAGAAAUAUUGUCUCCAGGUAAAAAUAUUGUUGAAUUAGUUGAUGAUGGCUCGUCUAAACAAGAAUUACAGUUACCAAAAUGCAGCAGUAAUGACGUGGACAGCCUGAUACCAAGAUCUGUUGAAGGAAGUUGUAUUGAGAGUGUGAAUGAAGAAGCAGUGCAGGUGGCAAGUGUAUUAAGUGUUCCGGCCAGUAUUAUAAGCCAUUGCCUCUCCAAGCAUUAUGUCCGCAUUAAUCCGGCCUCCUUAGAUUUUCAGUGCUGGCUUGCAACGUUAGCCUCGCUCUCUCAUCAACUUGCUGCACCAUUUGACCUGGAAGUAUGCCGACACCUUACAUAUAUGAGCUCAGCCCUUCAGUUUUGUCUAGCACAAGAUCCAAACUCUGACUUUGAACCAAAAUCAAUUGAGUUUACAGCUUGUGAUUCAGAGACAAUAUCAAGUGUGUGGCCUUGUCAGGAUUCCUCUCAGUACCAGUUUAUAUAUAAACAAUAUAUGAUUCUAAUGGAAAUAUUUCAGAGUCAUUUUAAUUACCAUAUCGGUAAUAAUUAGUAUAUUUUUAUAAUGUACACCUGAUUUUUAUGAUUUAAUGUUGGUUCUGAUACACUGUGGAGUGUAUCAUAAGUGCUUGGGGUUAUGGAAUUAAUUGCACAUGUUAAUAUUUUAAUGAACUAAGAUGUUGAUGUAAAAAGCAACCCACUCUCCUGUUACUGUAAUACAUACAAACAAAAUAGGGUAUAAUAAACUUUUGCACAUUAAAUAGUCCUAAAUUUGUCCAAAUGGCAAAACUUAAAUUUAUAUUAAAACAUAAAGCCUAAUGUAACCUAGGUCUAGCCAAGCAAAAUAUAGGCUUAAUUUACUAUAUAUAUAAUUCACGGGGCAAUAAUAUGAUGUUCUACAUUAGGCUUGUAUGUUUGUUAUGUUUACAUAUGUUUGUUAGAUAGGACCUAAGUUACAUUAGAUUAAUUUUGUGAUGACUUCCCUGAGUGGCUGCUUAACACUUUCACGCAUCCGAGCAGACCAUCGUUGUCACCAAUAUUAUUAAUCACACUGCACGCGUGCCGCUCUCGGGAGUCACGAGAAAAAAUAUUUGUAUAAAAUCCAUUUAUUAUCCGAUCAACUUGGGAAUAGUUUACAAAU